Messenger RNA from Castor canadensis (American beaver), 4090 nucleotides. It is a transcript of the gene Gatad2b, whose product is annotated as GATA zinc finger domain containing 2B. Gene Ontology annotation, biological process: negative regulation of transcription by RNA polymerase II. Lineage: Eukaryota; Metazoa; Chordata; Mammalia; Rodentia; Castoridae. The record is from RefSeq and is a predicted model, not a curated record. Gene Ontology annotation, cellular component: NuRD complex. Gene Ontology annotation, molecular function: zinc ion binding; sequence-specific DNA binding.
AGCGUCCUUGUUUGUGUGGUGCCGCCGCCGCCGGUGCAGCCGCCGCCGCCGCCGCUGCCCCCGUCUGUACCGCAGUGUCUGCUCCACCCGCCCGCCCCGGUCCGGCCCACCCCCUUCCCCUACCCCCGCCCCCAGUCCCGUCAGUGGGGUCUGGAGCCCACUGUGCGUCGCCUCUUCUUUUUUCGACGCCUCCGCCACCGCCUGAGGAGGCGAGCUAGCCGGGAGUUACACCGCCACCGCCAGAAUGGAUAGAAUGACAGAAGAUGCUCUUCGCCUGAAUCUAUUGAAGCGGAGCUUGGACCCAGCAGAUGAACGAGAUGAUGUCCUGGCAAAACGACUCAAAAUGGAGGGGCAUGAGGCCAUGGAACGUCUGAAAAUGUUGGCAUUGCUCAAAAGAAAGGAUUUGGCAAAUCUUGAGGUGUCACAUGAGUUACCCACCAAACAGGAUGGCAGUGGUGUCAAGGGUUAUGAAGAGAAACUCAAUGGAAAUCUUAGGCCUCAUGGAGACAACAGGACUGCUGGAAGGCCAGGCAAAGAAAAUAUCAAUGAUGAGCCUGUGGAUAUGAGUGCUAGACGGAGUGAGCCAGACCGAGGAAGGCUAACUCCCUCCCCAGACAUCAUUGUUUUGUCUGACAAUGAGGCUUCCAGUCCUCGUUCCAGCUCCCGAAUGGAAGAAAGACUUAAAGCAGCCAAUCUAGAGAUGUUUAAGGGGAAAGGUAUUGAGGAACGGCAGCAGCUCAUCAAACAGCUGAGGGAUGAACUACGAUUGGAAGAAGCCCGACUGGUGCUAUUAAAAAAACUAAGACAGAGCCAGCUACAGAAAGAAAAUGUGGUCCAAAAGACUCCAGUUGUACAGAAUGCAGCAUCCAUUGUUCAACCAUCUCCUGCUCAUGUGGGACAGCAGGGCUUAUCCAAGCUUCCUUCCCGGCCUGGGGCUCAAGGUGUUGAACCUCAAAAUUUAAGAACAUUACAGGGUCACAGCGUUAUCCGUUCUGCGACCAAUACUACCUUACCACACAUGUUAAUGUCUCAACGUGUUAUUGCACCAAAUCCAGCUCAACUACAGGGUCAACGAGGCCCACCUAAGCCUGGCAUUGUACGCACCACAACACCCAACAUGAAUCCUGCCAUCAAUUACCAACCACAGUCAAGUUCUUCUGUUCCCUGUCAACGUACAACAUCCUCUGCCAUCUAUAUGAACCUUGCCUCCCAUAUCCAGCCAGGAACUGUGAACAGAGUGUCUUCUCCACUUCCUAGCCCCAGCGCCAUGACCGAUGCUGCCAACUCACAGGCUGCAGCCAAAUUGGCCCUUCGGAAACAACUGGAAAAGACACUCCUGGAGAUCCCACCUCCAAAACCUCCUGCUCCCUUGCUUCACUUCCUGCCUAGUGCAGCCAAUAGCGAGUUCAUCUACAUGGUAGGCUUGGAAGAAGUUGUACAGAGUGUCAUUGACAGCCAAGGCAAAAGCUGUGCCUCACUUCUGCGGGUCGAACCCUUUGUAUGUGCCCAGUGCCGCACAGAUUUCACCCCUCACUGGAAACAAGAAAAGAAUGGUAAGAUUCUGUGUGAACAGUGUAUGACCUCCAACCAGAAGAAGGCUCUAAAAGCUGAACACACCAAUCGACUGAAAAACGCUUUUGUUAAAGCCCUACAGCAAGAACAGGAAAUUGAACAGCGAUUACAGCAGCAGGCAGCCCUCUCCCCUACUACGGCUCCAGCUGUGUCCAGUGUCAGUAAACAAGAGACUAUCAUGAGACAUCAUACACUUCGGCAGGCUCCACAACCCCAGAGCAGCCUCCAGCGUGGUAUACCCACAUCUGCCCGCUCCAUGCUUUCAAAUUUUGCACAGGCACCCCAAUUGUCUGUGCCAGGUGGCCUCCUUGGUAUGCCAGGUGUCAACAUUGCAUACUUGAACACUGGCAUCGGAGGACACAAAGCCCCCAGUUUGGCAGACCGACAGCGUGAAUACCUAUUAGACAUGAUCCCUCCCCGGUCUAUAUCGCAGUCCAUUAGUGGACAGAAAUAACGCCUGAUCCACUUGUACUGCCCAACCUUGAAUCCUUUUACCCCUUUCCUCUCCAGUUGCCCCCAACUUCCGUCGCAUGCAGUGCCUGUACUGGUGCCUACCAUACACGGAAAGCAAAACUGAAAAAACAGAAGACAAAAAAAUAGAAAUCAACAAGAAAACACACGCCCUGCCCUAUCACCUCCCCUUUAUUUUACACUGCUGCAAUCUGUUCUCCUGCCACUCUGUCUUCUUUCUUCAAUUUUCUUAAGUGAGGUGGAUCUUUGCCUCUGAUAGAGGUCAGAAGGAGAUCCUGGGGAGAAUUUAAGCUCUCUGACCUGUGUUUCUAAAGUUUGUUUUAUGCUAUAAUUAUUAUCAUUUUAAUUAUAUUGUGUGUCCUCCCUUUGUUCAGUGAACGGUUAAACCUCUCCCCUCAGUUUUUUUUUCAUUUUCUUUCUUCCCUCCCUCCCUUACUUCCCUCCCUCCCUUCUUUCCUUCUUUCUUUCCUUCCUUCUUCCUCCCUUCCUUUUUUUAAUUCUUUAAUAAACUCAAAUGACAUUCAGUUCAAUGAUAGGAGCAUUGCAGAUUGCAGUAGGGUCCUCAGCUGCUGAGUAGGACAUAACAGAGUGUUAGGGACCCACUUAAACAGAGUUGUAGGGUGGGUGACAUCAAACUAGGAGGAGCAGCAUCCUAGGUGUGUAUGUUUUGUGGCCAAGCAGUUCGGGAAGCAGUAUUUUAGUAUUGAGUUGAUCUCUAAGAAUGAGGGGAGAGAGCCUGGAGGGAGAAGCUUUAAAACAACUACCCUGGAGUUUUUUUACCCAUGGAAGAGUGGGAAAGAGGUAUCAUAACAAAAAGAAUGGUGAGCCAAGGAGUACUAAGACCAAGUCCGAGACUUCCCUGGCCUUCUAGAUGCUGGGGAAAUAAGAUUGGUCUCCUGAGCCCAGUGGGGGCACAGAAGUACAUUCCAGGCCAAUUAACCCAAGAUUAUUUCGUCUUAUUUUCUUUGUAAAAUUGUUCCCCAUCCCACCCUCACCCCCUUUCCUACCCUUCCUCUUCUAACUACAGCCCCAUUUGUUAUAUACAGGAUUAGCUGUUCCCAGGCUGAAGUUUGCUGGGUAUCCUAGAAGUUGGAAUAGGCAUGAGUGAAUCAAAUGACAAAACAAGGAAAUAGACUUAGAGAACAAGAGAUUUCUCUCCCAACAGUUGAGAUUCUUAUGUUUGUCUAUCCCUUUGCCCUCUGUGUGCCAGGAGAUGAGAGUAAGGGCCCCUAACAGGUUGCACUUCUUCCCUGACUCUGCUGCACUGACUGCAGAACCAACUGCUCAAAGCCAAACAACUCAUGUAAAACCCACUUUGGUCCUCUGCUACACAAUUGUUGUCUUCCCUACUCCCUCCCUCCCAGAGUUGUUUUUGUUUUUGUUUUUUUUUCUUUCAGUGCUACUAAUGUAGAGAAUGAAUUGAAUUGUGCAAUGUUACUAUCUGGGGAUUAGGGAGAUUAGCAUCCCAUUUGCCCACACCAUGGGGGAAAGAAGAGGGGGACCAGGCUGUUUUUGAGGUAAGGGAAGCCCCUAAAAGGAAAAGGUUUCUGCUCUCCUCGUAGUAUAUACACGUACCUGCCUCUACAGCUCUAGAAGCUGCCAGGAUGCACUGGGGAUUCUCUUAGUAGAGAGAUAUGAGGAGUUGUGUAAUAUUUUGCCCUUGAAAGUCACCUGAGGAAGUCUCCUAAUUUUUAUUUUUAAAAAUUAAAUAAUUUUUUUUAAAAUAAGGCACUUUUAAAAUUAAUACACACAAACUGCACAUCUUCCCUAUAAAAUUUGGGGUGAGAUGGGAAAAGGAGCUCAGUUCCCCUACUCUGGCCUCUGUUCCCCAUACCCCAGUGCCACUGUGGGUGAUUAUACUGGCCCUACGGGCCUUCCUGGCUUGUUUUCUUUCCUCCCAUCCUCCAUAUUCAUUGAGCACUUAAUAAGGAGCAGAGAUGCAGCCAGUGUCUGGGCUCCCCAAGUGGUGAAAUGAUCUGGGAGCUAGACACUAGUAACAAGUAGUGUGAUCGGGUUGUUUCGAGUAUUUGGGGUGGGGGGAGUGUGG